Molecule: messenger RNA, 2742 nt
Organism: Cloeon dipterum
Lineage: Eukaryota; Metazoa; Arthropoda; Insecta; Ephemeroptera; Baetidae
Exons: 5
Coding region: 292-2238 (648 amino acids)
Source: RefSeq, a predicted model, not a curated record
UUCCCUUACAGCUUCUUUCGCUCCCUCCGAUCUUCCCUCCUUUUUAUGUUUCCCUACAAUCAUUCACAUUCACAUUGCGCAGUCCCUGCACCUGCUGUGCUGUACCCACUGUCGUUGUUGUCAAUUGACUUGCGUGCAUUUGUUGGCUUUUCGAAGGUUGUGAAGAGUCAUGUUAUUACAUCGUUAGUGUUUGUCAACCAUACAUACACACGCUUUCGUAUUGAGCCUGCAUCAGCGAAUAUAUACAAGACUCUCUGCAAUAGCCUUUGAUGGUAUUGUUUACAUCGCAUCAUGAAGAACCGAAAGUCGGCCGCUUGGUCUAAGAGAGUCAAAGGAAGACCACCUUUAAUUAAGAGCAUCCCAGUCGAGGCCAGUGUGCCACAACCUGAUGAAAAUGAGUGUGUCGGUUGUGGAACUAAGGAAGAGAUCCUCAUUGCCUUACCAAGGGACACGAAUCCCAAAGAUUUGUUCCCCAAAUAUGUGAACGACACAAGUCGUGGCUGCAUUAGCUGCGUGUACCACGCCAUACAAGUGCACCAAGUGCGAGAAGCAAUGUCCUACAAACUGGACGAUUAUGAACAUCCGAAGCAUUGUUGCUUGGUCUGCAAUGCCACCUCAGGACUGAUGCCCAUGAGUUCCGUGGAAGGGGCCAGAGAAGCUAUCAGCCACUCAACCAUCAAUGCCCCAAACAUCAAAAAGUACCUGAAAGUUCAAUGCCGCCUCUGCAUUUCGUGUGCCUAUCCUUUGCAGUGGCUUUACAAUACUUUCCUGGCAAAGAGGAGCACAUCAAGUAAUCUCUCACACAUCACAAGAAAAAAGGGUGUACCGAUGUCUAAAGCAGAGCCAAGACUGACACCAGCAAUCCAGAGCAGCGGAAGAACAGCUAAAAGGUCAGCGUCGGCUUUAAUAGUUGUGAAAAAAGAGGUGCUUAGCAGUGAUCUAUCUGAUGAAGAAAAUACAAAAUCAUCCAGGAGAAAAAGCAUCUCUAAUGUUCCAGCUAAAACUAGCAAGUCAAACGCUCACGACGUAACGAUACAAAACGGACUUGCGCAAACUCGAGCCAGGAGAAAUGUCAAAUUGGAGAUCAAGGUGGUAGAAGUUGAAGAUUCUCCUGCAACAAAACAAAGGACCAAAAAAGCUACUCAGAUAUCAACAGCAACCAGAACAAGGCGGGUAAAUCCAAUCAAAAAAAUGGCGUUUGAAUCCGAGGAGGAAGUUGGUUCUCCGCCUCCUCUAAAGAAAUCCAAGGCUGAAGGAAGACAAAGCCGUCUGCGAACAAGAGCACUUCCUCGCGUAACCAAAACAACAGCUAAACAAUCCACAAAGGGUUCCAUUGCGCCUAAGAGUAUAAAGGGCAAUGCCAAAAGAGUGAGACCAAGGUUUCUGCGCCCAUCUCUGAGCCCCCCUCCCAAGCUGAUGAACCGCAGGAACACCGAGCCGCAGGAGAGGGUUUGCGAAACAUGUCAGCAGAUUUUCUACUCUGGGUUAGAGCUUGCUUUGCAUGAACUUCGGCACACAGGCAAAGUGCUUAGGGUCAGCCUGGACCGGUAUGAAAUUCCAGAGCCCUUGCAGAAAAUGGACAGCAGCUACCUCUUUGAAUCGCCAGUUAAUUUAGCCGGGCCAUCCCAGUCUCUGAAAAUGAAUGAAAAUGAGAAACUGCAGUUCGAGUUCAGUGAGCCUGAACAAUUGACCGAAACUCAAAACAAACCAGAAGAGGCUGAUGUUCAAGAAGAGGAGAAAGAGGUCCCUGCAGAAGAGCAAGUGCCAUUUGAGGUUGACUCGAGAGACAACAGCAUGGAUAAUACUGAUUCGCAUGAUGUUGUUGGAAAUCUGAUCGAUAGCCUGAAGGAUCCAACUGAUGAUGAUACCCUGGCCAAAGAAGUGCCAGAACCCCCAAGAGCAACACUCAUUACAAAUAUGCUAUCAUUUGACUUCUUUGCGCCGAGUAGUCCUAAGGAGUCUCGAAAGUCGGUGGACAACUCGCCGUGUGAAGAACUGAAGACUCCUCCUCCAGUGAUAGGCAGCCUUUCCUUUGACUUUUAUGGACCUGACGAUGACUCGCCAUCUAAGAACCAUAGCAUGUUCGGCGCUGCCCAUGUAGAUCCAGCUCGGGCUCUAAAGUUAAACUCAGCCAACCCCUCAAUGCCCAUUCCCUCUGAUUCGGAUAGUUCAUUCAUAACCCCGCCCAAAGUGCGGCCGAUUGAGGUUGAGCAAACACUUGACGAUCCUUUAAUCUAGAUUUUUCCUCUUCACUAUGAUUGGGGGUGCAAGAUACAUUUCUACGCACCUCUCCCUUAUCGAUUAACUAAGGUAGUUUUACCAAUUAUUUGAUUCGACACAUAAAAUGUAUAUAUGCUCAUUUGGCAAGUGUGCAAGAUUAUGUUAUGGGAUAAAUACUUAACAGCUUAUUAGAUUCAAAAUAUAAAAUUCAUAAAUUUUAUGAAACCCGUCUUAAAUUCAUAAAUAUGUCCUGUGAACUCGAACGUGUUCAGCGAUUUACUGCAACGCCUGUUUCUCUUGAGACCCAGUCUGCAAAUUUGCUUAGGUCCGUAAACACAAAAUAGUUUUUUGGGUCACACGAGGCUGUUGUCGAGUCCUGCAAGGAUAAACUAACCAUUCCUCGCAAGAACCACUGUCCAGGGCUGCCUAUGGCUUGGGAGUAGAAUCCACCACCGCUGUCUCCGUUGCAAGGGCCAGAACCUGUAUUCAGUCCAAAGAAAUAAAAAAUUAUUCUCUGAUGUU